UUCGUGGCCAUGCCACUACGGGUUACGGAUUGUCUGGGCUUAAAGCGUGUUUCCCCUUUCACUUCCCUCUAGGGAAAAAGCGAGGCCAUGCACCUUCUGUACUGAGUGUUCGUCCCUUUCCUCCCUGCAAACACGUGACAAAUGUUGGAGUCACUCCCAUUUUCUUGUGCCGCAGACAGGUGAAGAAGACUUUCUGUUCCUUCCGCGCCCUGUCCCUCGCAACUCCCAGCCUUUCUACAGUACAUCGAAGCCCAACCGAAACUCCAGAGUGAUGAUGCAGAAGAAACUGAAAGGGCCCGAGGCUACUCGCGGCAAAGGAGCUGCCGAUGACAGCGCUAGAGUCAUUCUUGAUUACAUUCGUAGACAAAAUCGCCCAUACUCGGCCAUUGAGAUAUCGACCAAUCUACACAAAGAGGUCACCAAGGCACAGGCUGCCAGAGCAUUACGAGACCUAUGGCAUAACAAGCAGAUCGAAGGCCGAACAGCGGGGAAACAAGUAGUGUAUCACGCUUUACAGGAAGCUUCCGAUGAGGUCACAUCGAAGAUGAUCGCAGCCCUAGAUGAAUCUGUUAAGCAAGCUCAGGAGAAGCUUUCCAGCCUUCAGGCCCAGGAGAAAAAGACACGGCUCGAGUUAGCAACUCUCAGUACAAAACCCUUAUUUUCCGAGCUUCGCCACGACAUUGAUCAACUGGUUCAUGAACGAGGAGUAGCCCAGGCACUUUUGCCUACGAUGGCGCGGAAAGACUCGGCGCACGUGCCCAUGGAGAUUAUGAGAGCAGGCGCUGAAGAAGAGUGGAAAUGCUGGCAGAAGCACGCUAGCAGUCGCGCUCGCAUCUGUGGUGAUCUAUGGCAAAUGUGCUCCGAAGCAUUACUAGGGGACACGGCUAGGGGGGAGCUUUGGGUAAGGAGGGCACCAGGAGGGGGGGCUGUGUCCUUGUCAUUGGGAGUUUUCAGCGUCCUUGGUUCUAAUCACCGAUUGCCGCAGGAGUCUUUAGGGUUAGAAGGGCCUUUGUUGGGUUGA
Aspergillus saccharolyticus JOP 1030-1 is the source of this 1021-nucleotide messenger RNA. RefSeq names its product putative TBP interacting domain protein. The transcript has 7 exons. Lineage: Eukaryota; Fungi; Ascomycota; Eurotiomycetes; Eurotiales; Aspergillaceae. The coding region runs from base 272 to 1021 and encodes 249 amino acids. The record is from RefSeq and is a predicted model, not a curated record. Gene Ontology annotation, cellular component: DNA recombinase auxiliary factor complex; condensed nuclear chromosome. Gene Ontology annotation, molecular function: double-stranded DNA binding; recombinase activator activity. Gene Ontology annotation, biological process: homologous chromosome pairing at meiosis; meiotic strand invasion involved in reciprocal meiotic recombination; meiotic joint molecule formation.